Messenger RNA from Ictalurus furcatus (blue catfish), 937 nucleotides. Its product is annotated as ly6/PLAUR domain-containing protein 6. NCBI's taxonomy places the organism in Eukaryota, Metazoa, Chordata, Actinopteri, Siluriformes, Ictaluridae. The record is from RefSeq and is a predicted model, not a curated record. Bases 24 to 407 code for a protein of 127 amino acids. The transcript is spliced from 3 exons.
CAUGCAGAUGUUGGUCGAGAAGCAUGGAGAACCUUUCUGGACUGCUGGUUUUCUUCCUAACUAUACACUCAGUAUAUUCUCUGAAGUGUUAUGUGUGCAGUUCCACUCCAUCUAAUGAGUACUGCAACAGAAAUGCAGAGGAGUGUCGGGCUCCUCUUGAUACCUGCAUGACCACUGUGGACAUACUGGGUGAAGUGAAAGUGAUCGUGAAGCAGUGUUCCAGUUUGAGAACAUGUGCAGGGGCUGCAGGCACUGCCUCACUUGAUGCAAGCGGAAAUGGAAAUGAAGUUGCAUGCUGUAGCAGUCACCUGUGCAACUUCAACACUGCAACAACCAUUCAGCUGUGCACAUGGCUACUGAGUCUACCCUUGUGUCUACUCACCCUACUCAUUAAACAAGAGGUUUAAAGAUACACAAACUCAGCUCUAUUCAGUUUACACUUUUAUCUGACUAGAGAACUCCGUGCAAGUGCUCAAUAUUAAAAGGCCAGUUAAUUUUGUCAGAGCACUGAAGUUUAAGAACCUUGCUUUAUGUUUGGUAAUGGAGACCUGUAAUAAAAUUAACAUGGUCUUUUGUGGAUGUUAAUGAAUAUUGUUCGCACUCUCUGCCAUGCUUUACCUACCAACCAAGCAAAUUAAUUAAUUAGUUAAAAUAUAUGCACAGGGAAGACAUAAUUGCACUAAGACAAGUUUUUCAUUCUUAAGCUGUAUUUCUGUUAAUGACAGUUCACUUAUUAAGUAGUUAUAGUACUAUUGUGCUAUCACAUGUUUAACCAUUAAGUUACCACUUGCAGACGAAUAACUUGGUGUGAUGUGUUAAUGUAACAGUUAGUUCUGUUUAAUUCCUGAUGAAUGUCUAUUGGCAAAUAGUGUUCAAGUAUUCCAAAUAAAAUACAACUACGUGUAACUACACUCACAUGUACUCUUAAUCAGGACGA